This is a messenger RNA of Elaeis guineensis (African oil palm), 2259 nucleotides long. NCBI's taxonomy places the organism in Eukaryota, Viridiplantae, Streptophyta, Magnoliopsida, Arecales, Arecaceae. The record is from RefSeq and is a predicted model, not a curated record.
UUCCCCGCACGAUCCGGCGAAUACCAGCGAUGACCGGUACCGGUCAUCGUCCGCCCCGGCGCGAACCGCUCUCCACCGCAGACGUGUGAAUCCGGACCACCCCGUCCCACGUGUAAGAGCCCCAGCCCAACGCCACGUGGCCACCUCUUCUCCCGGUCGCGUCCACCGGGUCGAUUCGCUCACGGUCCCCGCUGAUCAAAGUGAUGGACAUUUUCUCGACUUUUCUGUUCUUUAUUUAGAAAAUCCACCGGUCCCUCUUCCUUUUUUUUUCUUUUCCAUUCGCCGUCGGUCGAAAAAGUUCGUUAUUAAAAGAGCUCCGCCUCUCUAGGGUUUUGUUUCCCAGAUCCGCCAUUGCCAACCCCCUUCCUUCCGAGCUCGAGGGUUUCUUGUUUUCGUUUCUUCGUCUUGUUCUUUCUCUCUCUCGAGCUUCCGUUUGCUCUAAGAAUUCUCUUUUUAUUCGAUCGAAUUCUAGGAUUUCUGAUUGUCGAGAGGAGAGGAGAUCCAAGAUAUCUGAAUUCUAUUGGUUUGGCUUGAAUCGAAUUGGGCGAGGAAUUUGGAAGGUUGCGUGUGGUGGUUUCAUUCAUUUAUUUGAGAAUGCCUGCCACGGACUACCAGGGCUCCUCGGCGCCGUUCGCGUCGAUCGGGCGCUCGAUCCUGAGCCUCCGGCGCGACCAGCUCCACUCCAUGGAUGGCCACGACGGCGGCUCCAGCCAGGACCAGGAGCUGGAGGCCUUCCAGCGCCACGUCGCCGACCUCUUCCUGGAGCUCUCCUCCUCUGCCGCCGGCGGAGAAGACAUUCUCUCCCUGUCUUGGGUCCGGAAGCUCCUGGAUGCCUUCCUCAUCUGCCAAGAAGAGUUCCGCGUGAUCCUCUUUGACAACAAGGGGAUCCUCUCCCGUGCCCCUCUCGACCGCCUCAUCUCUGACUUCUUCGAGCGCGGCGUCAAAGCCCUCGACGUUUGCAAUGCGAUCAGAGAUGGGAUCGACCAGAUCCGGCAGUGGAAGAAGCACCUCGAGAUCGUCCUCGUCGCCCUCCAUCCUUCCCACAAGACCCUCGGCGAGGGCCAGCUCCGCCGCGCCCGCAAGGCCGUCACCGACCUCACCAUCCUCAUGCUCGACGAGAAGGAGGCCGGCUCCGUCCUCAACCACCGCAACCGCUCCUUCGGCCGCGGCAGCCACGGUAAGGACACCAACCACCACCAGGGCCGCCACUUCCGCUCCCUCUCCUGGAGCGUCUCCCGCUCCUGGUCCGCCGCCCGCCAGCUCCAGGCCAUCAACAACAACCUCUCGGCUCCUCGGGGGAAUGAGAUCGCUGCCACCAAUGGCCUCGCGGUCCCCGUGUUCACCAUGAGCUCCGUGCUGCUCUUCGUCAUGUGGGCCCUCGUGGCCGCCAUCCCGUGCCAGGACCGUGGUCUCGGGACCCACUUCUCGGUCCCCCGCAGCUUCCCCUGGGCGGCCCCGGUGCUGUCGCUCCACGAGCGGAUCCUGGAGGAAUCGAAGAAGAAGGACAGGAAGAAUUCGAAUGGGCUGCUCAAGGAGAUCCAUCAGAUCGAGCGAUGCACUCGCCAAUUGGCAGAACUGAUGGACUCGAUCCAGUUUCCAUUGACCGAGGAGAAGGAGGCGGAGGUGAGGCGGGGGGUGCAGGAGCUGACGGAGGUGUGCGACUCUCUGAAAGAAGGGCUCGACCCGCUGGAACGCCAGGUGAGAGAUGUGUUCCAUAGGAUCGUGCGCAGCCGAACAGAGGGCCUCGAUAGCAUAAGCAUCUCGCAAUCCUGAGUGAUGUUGGUCGCAUGAGGGGUAUUUUUUCGGGGCUUAUUCAUGCUUUGAUUUUUGGGAUGCAACCAUUAGAAGGAAGGCGUAGAUAAGGAGAAGAAGGAGCUGAAGAAAUUUAUCAUAUUGUCUCCUUCCGCAAAUAAGGUGAACCAGGCAAUGACAAAUUAAGAUUUAUUACUUUAUGCGUGUCAAUCCUCUUAUUAAGCAUGGCUGAUCUGGUAGUUGCAUUACAGUAUUCAGCCUACUUAGUCAGCAUAUAGAUUUGAAGGGUGCUAUCUUGCCAGUUUUUUUAUGUGUUUGACAUGGCUAGCCAUGAAGGGCAAGGAUUUUGAUUCUCCGUUUUUUUAAUGCAAGUCAUAUGGAAUGAAUUUUUGAAAUUCUACAGUGGCAAAAGAAUUGCCCAUGUUUUUCAUUGAGGCAGUUAGCCAUGCAUUUGCUGAAGAUUUGAUGAUCAAAUACAAUUUGUCAGCUGUGCCAGUUAGAUUUCUA